AUGGCAGCAGCAGCAUCCGCAGCAGCAGCUGCCAAUGCAGGCCGCCAGGACUCCUACGAGGGGCGGAGCGCCUCGAGCUGUUCCCUCUGCUUCCUCCUCAAGGUCGUUUACAUCAUCAUCAUCGCGCUCGGCGCCUUAACCAUCGUCCUCUGGCUCAUCCUCCGCCCGGGCGCCGUCAAGGCCACCGCCGUCUCCGCCACGCUAUCCCGCUUCGACCUCGCCGGCGGCGGUCAGCUCCUCCAGUACAACCUCACCGUGGGCAUCAGCCUGCGCAACCCGAACCGCUUCCGCAUCCAUUACGACUACGCCGAUGUGCAGGCGUCCUACGACGGCGAGCGGUUCGGAUACGACCCCGUGGAGCCGUUCUACCUGGAGAAGAAGGGCGAGCGCACCGUCACGGCCGCAUUCAGCGGCUCGUCGCCUGUGGACGACGGCGGUGUGCGCACGUACGGGAGGGAGAAGAGCGAGGGCUUCUACUACGUGAAGGUGCGGCUGUACUCCCACCUGGGCUUCAAGGUCAGGGGGUUCAACACGCGUCGCAAGAGUAAGAUCAGCUGCACGCUGCGGCUGCCGGUGCCAAGCACGACUGCGACGCCGGUGACGACGCAGCUGGGGACGAGGUGCUCCGUGGACUUCUGA
Messenger RNA from Lolium rigidum, 639 nucleotides. Its product is annotated as NDR1/HIN1-like protein 10. The record is from RefSeq and is a predicted model, not a curated record. Lineage: Eukaryota; Viridiplantae; Streptophyta; Magnoliopsida; Poales; Poaceae. Gene Ontology annotation, biological process: defense response to other organism. Bases 1 to 639 code for a protein of 212 amino acids. The transcript has a single exon.